Ostrea edulis (European flat oyster) is the source of this 1401-nucleotide messenger RNA. RefSeq lists its product as uncharacterized. Bases 1 to 819 code for a protein of 272 amino acids. The transcript has 2 exons. Lineage: Eukaryota; Metazoa; Mollusca; Bivalvia; Ostreida; Ostreidae. The record is from RefSeq and is a predicted model, not a curated record.
AUGACAAACAUUAUUUACUGUAUUUAUGCAGGGAAUUGUGCAACAUUUAACGAAGAAUGUUUUUUCCUUACUACAGGAGACAAAGUUCGAAUAGAUGUACCACCUGAAGCAGAGAGUUUUGUUCAUAUCAAUGAUGAUGUUUACAACUAUUCGCUGGGCUUUUUAAGGGCAAGCAUGGAUCUGAUGUUGCUCCAUUAUGUAAUACAGGCUGGAGAUAUUGACAAACUGACAGUUUUGAUGAAACGUUUCAUUCCUUUGUUUAUAGGAUUGACAUCUUAUAAAUCAAAGUAUGCCAUUGAAUGUGUCAAUUUUCUAACAAAGACAGAACAUAUUCUAUCCGAGUUUGAAAGUGUUAGAGUGAAAUUAGGUGCAUUUGUCAAUGUUCCUGGAAAGCCUGGUAAGAACAAAGCGGCAGAUAUGCAGCAGGAAAAUAACAAUAAACAAGUGAAGAAUGGCAUUAGGUGUUUAGGUGCUAGUAAAACUGACAAAGCCAUGGAAUGGUCAUCAAAGGCAGCACCUGUGAUAUGUGAAUUGGUUUCUGAUUUGGAAUCUUCACUUGACAUUAAAACCAACAGCAAGAGAAACAAGAAGUCUUCUAUUGAAGACAUGUCUGUUUUAUUUGAUAAAAUGAGACGGUUGAGUCCCUUUCAAGUACAAAUGAACAGAGCACUGCCUGCUUUUUCAGGGUCAUCAGUCAAUGUAAUCAAUAAUGUUGACAAAUUUAAACUCGGAGAUGUUAUUAUAAGGCACACUAAACGGGCUUUAAACAGAACAGUGUAUGAUCUGAAUAAUGAGGAAGAGCAGGAUAUUGAGAUUUAGUUACUCAGUGUUUUAUAGUUGGCAUGCAUUUAUUGGUAUAACUGAUAAGUGAAUUUUUUUUGCAUACAUACAUGUAAAAUGGAAUCGCUGCAUUCUCUAUUUUUUAUGUAGAUUUUUUUAUUCAUAUGAACAGUAAUGUAAAGCAAGUUUUAUUGCAUGAUGUGUUAAUGUUACUCGGUUUUCACAAAGACUGUCUUUAUGCAUACAUGUGUUGAAACUCCAGUGAACUGUCUACAAAUUCAUUGGUGCUCAUCAGAUUUAAAGAUAUUAAUCAUACAAAUGUUCCUUUGAUUUUGUCAGUUGAUGAAUUAGACCUGUUCCUGCCAAUUGAUGUUAUUGAUUUGUGGUAAUUUUUACAUUGCACAUGUAAAUCUAGCAAACUAGUGCACUUUUUAUAUGUAUGGUACUUUGCUCAUAUUGAUUUUGUUGAUUGGGGAGAAAAACACAAAAUGUCGUGUUUACAUGUGUUGAUCAACAUGCUAAUUAAGAUGACAUAUGCAGCAAGUUUUACAUUCAUAUAUGGACAUCGUUACCUACAUGUACAUGUUUUGCUGAAUAUUAAAUUGAAAAUAAAUUUCAUUC